Periophthalmus magnuspinnatus is the source of this 5085-nucleotide messenger RNA. RefSeq names its product collagen, type V, alpha 2b (gene col5a2b). The record is from RefSeq and is a predicted model, not a curated record. The transcript has 54 exons. NCBI's taxonomy places the organism in Eukaryota, Metazoa, Chordata, Actinopteri, Gobiiformes, Gobiidae. Gene Ontology annotation, molecular function: protein binding; extracellular matrix structural constituent. The coding region runs from base 137 to 4675 and encodes 1512 amino acids.
GAGGAGAGCUGUGCGUGCGCCAGUUUGCAUUGAGCACCAGGUUUAGGGCAGUUCCUCUCGGGGAGACUGGGAUUUUCAGGGUCUGGAUGCAGGAUUUGGAGAGGGUCUUCUGACUUGGAUCUAGUGAGGGGCAGACAUGGCCCCCGGGGGACGCUUUAGGAGUACCCUGUGUCUGGUGGUAGCGCUGGUGCAGGUUGUUGCUGUUGUAUGUCAACAAGAUGCCAGAACUGUUUCCGAUGACACUACAUCAGCAAACUGCAUCGUGGGUGUUCAGGUGUAUCUCCAUAAUGCCAUAUGGAAUCCGGAUGUGUGCACUGUGUGCGUGUGUGUCAAUGGCAUGUCCCUCUGUGAAGACAUCAUAUGUGACCAUGUGGCCGACUGUGAUGACCUCAUAACCCUCGCGGGGGAGUGCUGCCCCGUCUGCAACAGCACCUACGAAAGUGUCAAGGGUCACAUAACGGUCAUGGGACUGAAGGGUCAAAAAGGUGAGCCUGGUGAUAUUCCUUAUAUUGUGGGCAUCCCUGGACCUACAGGCCCAAUGGGUCCCCCAGGAGCGCAGGGAAACACUGGCCCACGAGGAUUUAAAGGCCGAAAGGGAUUCCAGGGACCUCCAGGUUUCGACGGAGAGCCCGGUGUUCCAGGAAACCCAGGGUUGCCUGGAGCCCCUGGUGAACAAGGCCCACCUGGAGGUAUAGCAGCUCACAUGGCAUCAGGAUUCAAUGAGAAGUCCAGUCUGAGUGGGAUGGUGUCGUCUUCUAGGGGUGAAGCUGGACCACGAGGACCCCCUGGACAGACGGGUGCACCUGGACCACCAGGAGGACAGGGCAUCCCAGGAGAGGCUGGAGAUACAGGACCAAUGGGUGAACCAGGGCACAGAGGACCAGACGGACCUCCAGGGAAACCAGGCCCCGAUGGAGAUUCUGGAGCUGCAGGUGCUACAGGAGAGCCUGGCUUCCCAGGGUCUGUGGGGGCAAGAGGUUUCCCAGGUCUACCCGGGCUACCUGGACUCAAGGGUCAUAAAGGUUAUGCAGGUUUGGUCGGACCAAAGGGUGAGGCAGGUGCCGUGGGACUCAAGGGGACAUCUGGGACCCCCGGUCAGAUGGGAGCUCCUGGCCCUCUGGGACCACCGGGGAUGCAGGGAGAGAGAGGCCGAGCUGGACCCACUGGACCAGUGGGUAAACGUGGCACACCGGGUCAUGUGGGCAAACCUGGUCCUCUGGGUCCCAUAGGAAUUCCUGGAAUCCCUGGAUUUCCUGGAAAUCCUGGAAUGAAGGGAGAGGCAGGACCCACUGGAGUCAGAGGCACAGCAGGACCACAGGGACCACGUGGAGAUGCAGGCAAUGCUGGUCCUCCGGGACCAUCAGGAAAACAGGGAGAAAUGGGACCUGAUGGAGCUCCAGGAUCUCGUGGACAAGCGGGAACAGCAGGUCUGGAAGGCCCCCCUGGUCUGCUGGGACCCCCUGGUACCCCUGGCCCCCAAGGGACCACUGGACUGGAUGGACAGAAAGGACAACUGGGAGACGCAGGGGUGCCUGGGUUAAAGGGAGAGCCAGGUCUUAAAGGAGAAAGCGGAGACCAUGGUGUUCAGGGGCCACUGGGGCCCAUGGGAGACGAGGGCAAGAGAGGCCCAAGAGGAGAUGCUGGGGACAUUGGGGCCCCAGGACCUCCAGGAGAAGCAGGUGCUCCUGGAAACCGAGGCUUCCCUGGUGCUGAUGGUCUACCAGGUCCCAAGGGGGCACAGGGGGAGCGAGGGCUGCCUGGCACUCUUGGAGCUAAAGGACUUCCAGGAGACCCAGGACGCACUGGAGAGCCCGGUCUAACAGGAGCUCGGGGUCUGUCAGGACUGAUUGGUGCCCAGGGAUCAGAAGGCAAACAAGGCCCUGUGGGCUCAGUUGGAGAUGAUGGAAAACAAGGUCCAGCGGGAUCCACGGGUACAAGAGGAGGGACCGGUCCAAUGGGUCUGCCCGGGCCAAAAGGACUUGCAGGUGAUGCUGGUAAAAUAGGAGAGGCUGGAAGUCCUGGUCCUCCUGGGCAAAGGGGUGUGAAUGGUAAAGAUGGAGAGACAGGAGCUGCAGGUCCUCCAGGCCCCGCUGGGCCAGCAGGAAAGAGAGGGGAGCAGGGACCUCAAGGACUCAAUGGCUUUCAGGGUUUGCCAGGACCUGCGGGCCCUCCUGGAGAAUCAGGAAAACCUGGUAUUGAGGGUUUAGCUGGUGAGGCUGGGGCACUGGGCGCCACUGGUCCUAGGGGAGAGCGAGGGCCUCCUGGAGAGAGAGGUGAGGUUGGACCAAAUGGACUGCCAGGACCUAAGGGUGGUCCUGGAGCUCCAGGACCUGAUGGACCAAAGGGAGCUGCAGGACCCAAAGGAGCAGUUGGAGAACUUGGUCCUCAGGGGCUUAUGGGAAUGCCUGGAGAGAGGGGUAUCCCAGGGCCAGCAGGACCCAAGGGAGAGGCUGGGAGUGUUGGAGAAGCAGGACUUGAAGGCAAAGCAGGAGCUGAUGGACCAAGGGGACUGGCUGGUUCUGUGGGACCCCCUGGACCUGGUGGACCCAACGGAGAGAAGGGAGAGAUUGGACCUCCAGGACCAACAGGCCGACGAGGGACCAGAGGAAUCGCUGGUUCCACUGGAGAUCCCGGUCCUACUGGUCCUGCUGGAUUCCCUGGACCUCAGGGAUCUGAUGGCCAGCCUGGAGUGAAAGGAGAGACUGGAGAGCCUGGUCUGAAAGGAGAGGCAGGAUCACCAGGGCCUCAGGGGUCUGCUGGUAAACCGGGUGAACAGGGCCCAGUUGGCGUGACAGGACUGAAGGGGGCCAGAGGAACUCAGGGACAAACUGGUGCUCCUGGAUUCCCUGGGUUGCCAGGAGGUAUUGGGCCUGCAGGUGCUCUUGGUGCUGUGGGAGCGGAUGGGCCUUUAGGUGCCCCUGGUAAACGAGGCCCUCCAGGCAUACAUGGAGAGAAUGGAGCCCCAGGACGUGUGGGAGAGAGAGGCUCUCCGGGACCCGCCGGAGCUCCAGGAGAGAAGGGAGAGUCUGGGGAGGACGGGCCUCCGGGCCCAGAUGGACCCCCAGGGCCCGCUGGAACUGCAGGUCAGAGAGGUGUGGUGGGCAUCCCAGGAGUCAGAGGAGAGAGAGGCAUGAUGGGAUUGCCAGGCCCCGCUGGGGCUCCAGGAAAACCAGGAGGUUCUGGAACACCAGGCUCCAAAGGCCCUGCUGGAGGUGUUGGUUUACCAGGAGCAACAGGACCACGAGGGGAGCCAGGUCCUGAGGGUGUAGUUGGUGCAGAAGGUGGUCCCGGUAAAGACGGUCUUGUAGGAGCCAGGGGAGACAGGGGUAACCCUGGUCCAGAGGGACUGCCGGGUCCUGGAGGGUCUCCAGGAACUGAGGGACCUGUGGGAUUGACUGGAGGCCCAGGAGAGAGAGGCCCCGAUGGUGACAGAGGACCCCCAGGACCACCUGGGGCUGAUGGAAUUAGAGGCAAAGUGGGACCUCAAGGACCUCAGGGAGAGAAAGGCCCAGUGGGAGACCCUGGAGAGAGGGGUCAGAAGGGCCACAGAGGCUUCACUGGGCUCCAUGGAUUACCUGGAUCUACAGGUCAACCUGGUGAUGAUGGAACCAGAGGAAUUGUUGGACCUGCUGGACCCAGGGGCCCCCCAGGAGUCACAGGCCCCCCCGGAAAGGAGGGAAACCAGGGACAGCCAGGUCCCAUGGGUGCUCCUGGAAGCAGGGGAUCUCCAGGAGAUCUUGGAGUUCAGGGCCCUCAAGGUGAACCGGGUCCCCCCGGUCCCCCUGGCCCCCCUGGUCCACCCACCUCAGCUGUAGAUGACUUGUAUGCAUCUCCUUUGGACUAUGAUGGGACAGAGGGCAUGGCUGCAGCAGAGGCGUAUAUAGAGGGUCCAGUGAAGGCUGUCCCCGCUGCACUCCCCGAGAUCAACAAAGAUGAGGCCCUGCCCAACCACAGGCGUCCCCCCACAGGAGUCCACGCCUCCCUGAAGACCCUGACCGGGCACCUGCAGAACCUGCGCAGCCCCGAUGGCAGCAAGACCAACCCUGCUAAGACCUGCCAGGACAUCAGGCAGUGCUACCCUGACAAACCCAGUGGUGAAUACUGGAUUGAUCCAAACCAGGGCAGUGCAAAGGAUGCCAUCAAAGUCUUCUGUAACAUGGAGAGUGGAGAGACGUGCAUGUCCCCCAAGUCCCCCAGUGUCCCCCGCAAAGUGUGGUGGACCAAGUCUGUCCCCACAGCCAGCAAGCCUGUGUGGUUUGGAGCUCAAAUCAACAAUGGAAAUAAGUUGACCUAUGGGAACGCCGACGAGGCUCCUAACGUGGUGGCAGUGCAGCUGAAGCUUCUGCAGCUGCUCUCCAAAGAGGCCCACCAGAGCCUGACCUACCACUGCAGGAACAGCCUGGCCUACAAAGAUGGAAAGACCUCCAAACUGAAGUGGUCUAUGGUGCUCAAGGGCUCCAACGGCCAGGAGCUGAGGGCACAGGGCCCACCCACACUCAGAUACUCAGUCAUAGAGGACGGCUGUGCGACCGCAAACGGAGCAUGGAGUAAAACAGUUGUGGAGUACAGGACUCAGAAGUCGGUGAGACUGCCCAUCGUGGACAUCGCCCCCAUGGACAUUGGCCGGGAUGAUCAGGAGUUCGGCCUGGACGUAGGACCUGUCUGUUUCUCAUAGGACAGAGGACAGAGGGAGACAUGGACACAAACACUACAAUGCAUGUCCUGUGUGAUGAAGAGACAGGGGACAUUCCAAUGAGACAUAUUGGUUCUAAAAAUCCUGGAGCUGGUCAGAUAUUAUUUAUUCUGUCGAUAUUUGAGAGGAUGAGUGAGAAGAUGGGAUGAUGGUGCUACAGUUCUAUUUAGGUUUUAUGAAAUACUGUGUAAAAUGGAAGUUUCUUAAUGAUUUCUGUAACCCUCAGAGGCCAAGCAGGGCAAACAUAUGGCAAUAUCUGUAAUAAAGUCCAUAGGAAUAAAGUCAAGCUUGAAUUAAGUUAUUCUUUCAGAGUCACUUGUAAAUGCGAUGCAUCACUGUAAAUGGCAAAUCUUGUUUUUGUUGUCAAUGUUUAAUAAAUGACUUAUUUGGUA